AUGACCAGGUCGCUGUCUGAGAACUCGCUGGCGAAGUAUGGUCAGAAGCAUGAGGUUCUGGGAAGAGGCGCUAAUGCCGUCGUGAGACUUUGUUGUCCGGCGAAUGGCGGGUCUAAAAAGCUCGCUGUCAAGGAGUUCCGAAAGCGGCGGAAGAACGAGACGCAGAAAGAGUACAUCAAAAAGCUCAUUGCGGAAUUCUGCAUCAGUUCUACCCUUCACCACGAGAACGUCGUAUCAACAGUAGACCUGAUCCAGGAUGAGAAACAUCACUGGUGUGUCGUUAUGGAGUACUGUGCCGGAGGAGAUCUUUUCGGCAGGAUUCACUGCGGAACACUGAAGGAAUCGGGUGAAGUCAACUGCUACCUGAAGCAACUGGUUCAGGGAGUGCAGUAUCUUCACUCGAUGGGCGUUGCUCACCGUGAUCUCAAGCCAGAAAACCUUCUCCUCGACAAAGCUGGCAAGAUCCUCAAAAUCACCGACUUUGGGGUCUCGGAAGUCUUUCGCAACCCCUUCUGCACUCUGGCGCGAAAAGCCAAGGGUCUCUGCGGCUCCGGACCUUACAUCGCCCCUGAAGAGUUUGAGAGUGGGGAGUAUGAUUCCGAGAAGGUCGACGUGUGGUCUGUCGGUAUCAUCUAUUACGUGAUGGUGUACAACUCCAUCCCUUGGAAGGCCGCGACCAUGAGCGAUGCUCGUUACAAACACUUCGUAGAACACAAGGGUCAGUUUUGGCCAUUCGAUCGGAUGCAGGCCGGUCCCAGGCGUUUGAUGUACCGCAUCCUGGACCCCAACCCAGCGACGCGCAUCACCAUCAAGGAAAUCGAAGAAGACGAAUGGUUCAAAUCCCUGAGCGUAUGUCACGAGGACACCACCUCGGAGAUGGCCGGACAUCAGCAUGUGGGCAACCCCAAACCGUUCAAAUAA
Molecule: messenger RNA, 921 nt
Organism: Fimicolochytrium jonesii
Lineage: Eukaryota; Fungi; Chytridiomycota; Chytridiomycetes; Spizellomycetales; Powellomycetaceae
Product: kinase-like domain-containing protein
Exons: 7
Coding region: 1-921 (306 amino acids)
Biological process (GO): intracellular signal transduction; protein phosphorylation
Molecular function (GO): protein serine/threonine kinase activity; ATP binding
Source: RefSeq, a predicted model, not a curated record